CGUACGUCCGCCAUCUUGUUGAUGAAAGCAGAAACUUAUCCGAAUAUUUACUUUAGAUAAUCAAAGGAAUCUGAAGCCAAACACCUUAUUAAUUCAUUAAACAUAUCAAGAAGAAACGACAGAUCAUCACCAUGGCGACGCAGAUCCCAACAAAAAUUGUGCUCAAAAGCACAACAAAAAUAUCUCUAAACGAUCGAUUCUCAAGCAUAGCGAAGUCGCCACCCGUCCAACAGCCGCAGACUGUACGAGCCAAGAUGGCGGCCGCGCAAUCGGCGUCGGCGAAGAAUAGGCGAUUGGCGCAGCAGAUGGCAAACCGGCCGUCGGUACAGCAGGCGCUCAGUGCAAAGUUGAAAAAAAAAAGUAUCCAGCAGCGUCUCGGUGGAUCUACCCAAGGGAUCAACAACCAGGGACAAGUCAGCGUCAAACAGAGGCUAAGUCUACCCCCGCACCUGCAGCGGGGCCGAGGAGGGCGCGGGCGAGGACAGGCUCGGGGGACCCUGACGCAGCGACUGGGUACACCAAGGGGACGAGGUCAGAUUAGAGGAGGUCUACGGGGACGAGGUGGAGUUGCAAUUACUAGAGGACGGGGACAAGGUUUCCGAGGAACUUUUGCCCCAAACCGUGGAGUGAGCAAUUAUGACAACCGGCAUAAAUACUGGGGCAACCGUGGAUGGUCUGGUUAUGACAAUAGAGGGCGUGGUUCGUGGGGGAAUCGCCAGCGAUUCGGGAAUAGUCGUUCCUUCGAUGAGAGGUCCGCCACCAGGGGUCGUCGUGGUGGAUUCCGAGGUCGAUUCAAUGUUCGCGGGCGUGGCGAACUGAGAGGAGCGCCACGAGGGCGGGGACGAGGUCAGCGGGGCGCCCAAGCACCACGCGGACGAGGAUUCCAACGCGGCGGUCGGCGGGGCGGCCGAGGUGGACGCGGGGGACAGCAGAAGAACGCCGACCAGCUGAAUAGUGAAUUGGACGUUUACAUGUCGCAGACAAGGGCUCAUUUAGACGCGGAGUUGGACGCUUACAUGGCCGAGGCUAAUUAGGGGAACAUCUGCUGUGAACUGCACAAUUUUCGCCUCUUUAUUGUUGCGAUUGGCAAAUCUUUCUGAAAAAGAAGUAAUUUUCAAAAUUUUUGUUUGGUGGAUUACGUAAUUAUUACUUCAGUUUUCAAAUUAAUGUAAAAACGUUUUUCACAAUUUCGAAAUUUCGCAAAUCUGGGUCAGUCGCAAAUCUGCAAAAUAAGAAGCCGGCGAAAAUUUUGUAGUUUUCACAGUAUAAGGUUUGUCCCACACUAAGUUUUCGGCAGUAUUUUUCAACAAUGUAAUUAAUUUCACAGCCGAACGAGGCAGCUAACAAAAUAUUUUACACUGAUACAUCACAGACCAUGGAACAUUUAGAUAGAGAGUUGAGCAAGUUGACAAGAUUAUUGAGUAGGCCACCAAUCAAGGCCAGUUUCAUGGAAUGAUCUGAAUGAACUUUUCUUGCACUGAUCGGAAUUUCAGAUUUUUCAUGUCGAUGGCAUCAUGUGGAUGUGAAUAAUGGUCCAUUGUCUGAAAAAUACUGCCGGAAAAUUGUUGAGGGAUAGCAUUGCAUCUUUGUGUUCGGAAUUGCGGUCGUUUUCUCCCAGUCACACAUUUGUUCUGCCCCUGAUAUGACAAAAUAAGAGGAAUUUUGGACAUUGUUCAAAUAGAAUUACAAAUUUCAAAUUUUUGACGAACGACGAAGGCCUUUAAUGUCUAUUUGGGUUACAGUUACGGUCUCUUGCCAGCUCUUGCAGAAAGCUGUCCGGGGGGGGGGUUGCUACUAGACUGGGGGUCACAGUAUUUUGGGUCUUCUUUUUAGCAGAUGGGCCUAUUGUCUGUAAAGAUUACUCUUAUUCUGACUAUCGGAAGGUCGGUGGAGGUGGAAGUUAUACCCUUAAAUAUCCCAGCCAAGUUGUCCUAGCCAAUCAGCUUUGGUUUAUUUUGAUAUCCAAACUUCAUAAAAAAAUGGCUGAAUACUUACUUCAUCUUGCCCGUUUAAACGUGGUCCUCAUUGUAAACACAACAUACAUCAUCGUCAUUCUCACUUGGCUGGGGUAUUUUCGGUCGUCCCUGAUAUUAAAGGGGAUUGUAGAAAUGUUUUAACUACGUAUUUAUUUUAUCGUAUGCUGCUAGAUUAGUGGGGAAUUUAUUGUUCCCUGUCGUACUCCUCGGAAGACAGAAAAAUAUUUUACGAUCGGUUAAUUUUUUGAUUUGAAGAUGAUGCGUUUGAAAUUUGCACACUUCAAAUGGGAACUCUUGAACUGCAGUAGAACCUCUCUAUUAAGGACAUCCUCUGGACUGACAAGUGUAGCAGUUGUCCUUAAUAGAGAGGUGUCCUGAUUAGAGGGAGGCGGGAAGGGGAACCCUUGUCUUAUAAAACUGACAAGCAUUUCGGGGACAUGUCUUAAACUUUUCUUUCCUCUAUGUAUGUAGAUGGUGGGAAUUUCUCAGCUAUCCUAGUUUUCUUUGGCUCGGAUGAUCAGAAAUAAUUCUGAAAUUUAUGGUCUUAUGCAUGAUAGGGGAGAAUUCUUUUAUGUACAUGUACUUCAUAAAUCUCGAUUGUUUCUGAAGUGAGACCGGUACUGAUUUGUGUGAAGGUCCUGACUAUUUCAAGGCAGAAAAAGGCAACUUUUACCUGUUCUGAGUAGAAGGGUUCACUUUGAAGGUCUUGUGACCAGCAGCUAUAUUGGUGCAAAUUCAAGUCGCGUAACUUCGAAUACUGGUGUGACGUAUCGCUGGUCAUUACCUUUACUCCAAUGAAGAAUAUCGCUUUGGCUUCAAUGGUGAUUUAUGGUUCGAUUAAAUGCCAAUUAAAAAGUUUCAUCGCAAGGGAGACGUGUCCAUUUUUUGCUAUUUUGAGAAAAAUGGCGUCAAUAUUUGGCAUUAAACUAAAAAAAGCAUUGGAAAACCGUUGACAUAUUUGAUUAUAAAUGUUUUGCUGUUCGCCCGAAUGCUCUACAAAUUGGAUGACGGAUGAGUUGUUCUGUGGGCAAUGCCAAGGUAUAGAGAAUUCCAAAAUGUUGGCCUUGAUGCACAUCUCAUUUUGCGAUGAAACUCUUCAGUUUCUUGUUUCAUUUGUCUGUUAUAGUCAAACUUGAGCUUUGUAAACCAUGUUGUAAAUGAAAGGGGGGGGGGCUGUUAGAUGUUUCAAGUCCUCUGGGUGUUCAAACUAAACUUCUUGUCCGUAUUGAAAUCCAGUACUUAUAUGUAUAGCAUGUUAUGAACCUUUGAAUAAAACCAUUUUGUACAACUUUA
Molecule: messenger RNA, 3269 nt
Organism: Lineus longissimus
Lineage: Eukaryota; Metazoa; Nemertea; Pilidiophora; Heteronemertea; Lineidae
Product: chromatin target of PRMT1 protein-like
Exons: 9
Coding region: 132-1034 (300 amino acids)
Source: RefSeq, a predicted model, not a curated record